This is a messenger RNA of Oncorhynchus tshawytscha (Chinook salmon), 855 nucleotides long. RefSeq names its product sex-determining region Y protein-like. The record is from RefSeq and is a predicted model, not a curated record. NCBI's taxonomy places the organism in Eukaryota, Metazoa, Chordata, Actinopteri, Salmoniformes, Salmonidae. The transcript has 2 exons. Bases 1 to 855 code for a protein of 284 amino acids.
AUGUCUGGCUCCACACCCACCCCGCCCCCUCUGCUAUCUCUGGCUCCACACCCACCCCGCCCCCUGCUAUCUCUGGCUCCACACCCACCCCGCCCCCUAUCCUGGCUCCACACCCACCCCGCCCCCUGCUAUCUCUGGCUCCACACCCACCCCGCCCCCUGCUCCACACCCAUCCCUGGCUCCACACCCACCCCGCCCCCUGCUAUCUCUGGCUCCACACCCACCCCGCCCCCUACUAUCUCUGGCUCCACACCCACCCCGCCCGGAUGUCUAGAUAGACCAUACGAGCAUCAUGACAACCAGACACCAUACCAGCACCAUGACAACCAGAGACCAUACCAGCAUCAAGACAACCAGAGACCAUACCAGCAUCAAGACAACCAGAGACCAUACCAGUACCAUGACAACCAGAGACCAUACCAGCAUCAAGUCAACCAGAGACCAUACCAGCAUCAAGACAGCCAGAGACCAUACCAGUACCAUGACAACCAGAGACCAUACCAGCACCAUGACAACCAGAGACCAUACCAGCACCAAGACAGCCAGAGACCAUACCAGCAUCAAGACAACCAGAGACCAUACCAGCAUCAAGACAACCAGAGACCAUACCAGCACCAUGACAACCAGAGACCAUACCAGCAUCAAGACAACCAGAGACCAUACCAGUACCAUGACAACCAGAGACCAUACCAGCACCAUGACAACCAGAGACCAUACCAGCACCAUGACAACCAGAGACCAUACCAGUACCAUGACAAACAGAGACCAUACCAGUACCAUGACCACCAGAGACUAUACCAGCACCAUGACAACCAGAGACUAUACCAGUACCAUGACAAACAGAGACCAUACUAG